This is a messenger RNA of Yamadazyma tenuis ATCC 10573, 2817 nucleotides long. Lineage: Eukaryota; Fungi; Ascomycota; Pichiomycetes; Serinales; Debaryomycetaceae. The record is from RefSeq and is a predicted model, not a curated record.
ACCCUUAAUGCAUAUAAUAUAAUUACAUGCCAAUGAAUCAAGUAUAUUGGAAGCCUCCCACCCCAAAAUCUUCUAGGCAUAAGCUGUUUACUCCCUCUCCCAAAGAGUCAGUAACCUCUCGUUUUGAAAGAGCUAUUAAGGCAGAUGGAAAACACUACAUUAUUCGACCUUUGACAGCGAGCCGCAGUUUACUGGCAUCAGCUAAUCUAGGAGAUCUUGGCAUUGACGAGGGAAUUGAUAAAUCCGCCAGUUCCAAGCCUGAGCGGCAACCUCAGAUCAAUCAGGAAGAUGUAUCCGACAUGGUUAUAGACAUUGGGUUACAAGUCCGGGAUUUAGUAGCAGAAACUGCGCUCCAGUUUGUUAGUGUAAAGGAUAAAUUGGACCAUUUGAGUGAAAAUAUAAAUCUUUUGCGUCAAUUGCAUCAUGAGCAAACUGAGAGCGAAUCUUAUCAUUUGCGCGAUAGCGAUAAGAAAAUGUCGAUGCGACACCAGAAUACCAGGCACCUCGGCAGAGACGGCUCUAAAUAUCAUGUUUCCAUAGAUGGUGAAUCAAGUGGGCCAUCUGGAACAUAUAUCCCCAUGAUUACAUCGUUUAUUGCCAGCACGUGCUUCAUAACGCCCCUCGUUGUGUUUUUAAUUGAUAUUUCGUCCCACCAAUAAUGUGGGCGUUGAUUUGCCAUAAAAAUAAAAAUGUCGCGUUUGAUUUCGUUGGUCGAGUUUUAUUUCCUUAUUUAGGUAGACGUCCCCUGGGGAAAAAGAAAAAAUUUUCGUCCUCACUUAUCAGAAACGUAGGUAUUUAAUUGAUUGCAAUAGUUGAAAAUGAGCCAAGAUCAUCAAAGUUCAACAUCAGGCUCAAACUUUCAUAUUUCUGAUCAGAUGGGUUCUUCGAUGAAAGAUAAAGAAGCCGGUGUGGAGGUGCAAAACCUCGAAGAAAACUCCAACAAAUCUAUGGAGUUUAGCGAGUCAAUCGCUAGUGUGAAGCUUCAUCAUCAUCACGGAGGGGAGUUGAAGAGAACUUUCUCGGUGUGGUCAGUUUUAGGUGUCGGAUUCGGUUUGACCAAUUCUUGGUUCGGGAUCCUGGCCUCGUUGGUUACUGGUAUCCAAUCAGGUGGACCUAUGUUGAUUGUGUAUGGAAUUUUAAUUAUCGCGUUCAUCUCUUAUAACGUGGGGAUUACUUUAUCCGAGCUUUCUUCUGCUAUUCCUUCUGCUGGUGGUCAAUACGUGUGGACUCGUGUAUUGGCUCCUAGACGGUUUCUGAGUUUCUUGGCUUACCUUGAUGGAGCCUUCGGUUGGGCUGGUGCAAUUUUCACUUCUGCUUCGAUGGCCCUUUCUGUCGCCAGUAACAUCAUGGGUCUUUGGAACUUGAUGCACCCAGACCAUGUUACCCAGAAAUGGCAAUUGUUUGUGGUAUAUCAGAUUGUCAAUGUAUUGUUGGUGGUGUUCAACUGUUAUGGAAGAAUCUUACCUUUUAUUGCCAAUGGUGCCUUGUACAUUUCUUUGUUUUCAUAUGUGGCCAUAACUAUUACCGUUUUGGCAUGUGCUAGAGGUAACUACCAGCCGGCACAUUUUGUAUUUUCCGAUUUCGAAAACGGAACUGGCUGGAGUUCUUCGGGUAUCGCCUUUAUUGUUGGAUUAAUUAACCCUAACUGGUCUUUUAGUUGUUUGGAUUGUGCUACUCAUUUGGCAGAAGAGGUUUUACAACCAGAAAGAGUAAUUCCAAUUGCGGUUCUUGGAACUGUUACUAUUGGAAUGGUGACUUCUUUCACUUAUUCAAUUGCAAUGUUCUUUUCGGUUCGUAACUUGGAUGAUAUUGUAAGCUCUACCACUGGAAUGCCUAUUUUAGAUAUUUACUAUCAGGCUUUGAGUUCUAGAGCUGGUGCUUGUUGCUUGGGAGUUUUGGUAUUGUUGACUGCUUGCGGAUGUACCAUUGCUUCUCACACGUGGCAAGCUCGUUUAUGUUGGUCUUUUGCUAGAGACAAUGGGUUACCAUUCUCUGAUAAGUUAUCGAUUGUGGAUCCUAAAUUAGGAAUUCCUUUGAAUGCCCAUCUUUUCUCAUCGGUGGUGGUGGCAAUUUUGGGUUGCUUAUACAUGGCUUCGGAUACUGCUUUUAAUUCGAUGGUGGUUGGUUGUAUCACCUUUUUAUUGUUGAGUUACUCAAUUCCAGUUUUGUGUUUGUUGUACAGAGGAAGAGACAAUGUUAAACAUGGUCCUUUCUGGUUGGGUAAGAUUGGUCUUUGUGCCAACAUUGUGACAUUGGCCUGGACAGUGUUUGCCUUGGUUUUCUUUUCAUUCCCAAGUUACAUGCCUGUAACAGCAGAUACCAUGAACUAUAUUUCUGCCGUGUACGGUGUUUACAUCAUUUUGGUGUUGGCAUAUUGGUUCUUCCCUGUCAAGAAGUAUUCUUGUAGAGAAGUGUUUGCUGGAGGUUUAGGUAACGACGAAGAAGAAGAAUUCCCUGACGUUUGCAAAUACCUGAUAUAGAGAAAUGGUUUACAGAGAUUAGAUUAAUAACAUAGAAACUAGAGUAUACUAUCAAACACAAUUAUGGUAGCUCAAUUAGAUCAUGGUUGGACCUAGGCUCUAUAAAUGACAAAUGUAUGGAUCAUCUGACACCUCUCUUUCAAAAUUUAGUCCAGACAGGUUCUUAUAGAUUCAAUUUCUCUAUCCAUCACACAUCACAUUUAUAUAUGAUAGGGUGAUCUCCGUUCCAUAAAAUGCCUGAGACUAUCAAGAACUGAUAGUCCACAAGCGGGUGAAACAAAGAACCAUAAUAAUGUACUGUCUAUAGUGAUGGAAUACUUUUGGACAAAGUUAAUAA